AUGAAUACUGUCAGUCAUCCACCUACGUACUAUCAGAGAUCUGCUCCUUUCAUUAGAACGAAUUCGCAGUCACCUCUCACCCCAUCAGCCUUAUCAUAUACAACACCUUCACCUCAAAUACCAAAUUAUCCAUUCAUAUCGUCUAUAGAUCAUACUUCAAUGAAGAGACCAAUCCCUCCCGAUGUCCCGGGACAAUAUCCGCACCCACCAGAAAGACAAUUUAGCGUAGAGUCGCAACAUCAGCAUGAUGCAUCUGGACAAAAGAAGAAGAGAGUCAGUCUCAGCUGUGCACAAUGUGCCAAGCGAAAACAGAAGUGCAAUCGUGAAUUUCCCUGCAAUCAUUGUGAGUAUCAUCUUUGCUCGCCCUCACGAAAAGUGCCUGAGCUUUGUGUACCGUAUAACCCGCAGGCGAGCUCUAAUAACCAUGCUGGACCCGAUCCACAAACCGUGCAAAGGCUUGAAAGCAUUGAAGCUGUGUUGUCUGUCGUGGUAAGGCAUACUGGUGGGAUUACACAGUAUGAUGCCGUGCGAGACUGGAUCACCUCAUCCUCAUUCCAAAAACAUCUCGCUUCUGCUCCAUCAACCCCAUCAUCGCCACACCAUUUUCUAUCUCAUGGGAGCUUAGCAGGACCUUCCGGUUCACGACCGCCCACCAACGGAUCGGAACUGGGUCAGAAUGAUCUUGAAAGAGGCGCGAGUUCGGAUGAGGACGGUUUGGCCAAAGUAGGGAAAGGAUGGCUUGGAGAACUAGAGGGUGGUCUUCCUGAGACGAUGAACAUCAACGACAAGGUUAAGAUGAAGCUAGACAUACACGGAACUCCAGCUGAGAACCUGCAAAGACUGAUCACGGACUGUGGGGUCAGCCCACACAAGGUGGCUGAGCUCGUGCAGGAACUACCGCCGAAACACUUUGCCGACCGAAUUGUCGAUUGGUUCUUCGACAAACUAAAUUUCGUUCGAUAUCCCAUUGAUGAACGAUCAUUCCGAUCAUCAUACGAAGACCUAUAUAACAGGUCUACAGCCGUAGAUCCAUCAAAUGUUCGAGCUUUACCGCUGGUGUUCAUCGUCUUGGCUCUUGCUGUGAGGCAAGCGCCUGAUGAGUGGGCAGGUGAUGAGGAAACCAGAAAGCUAUCUAGUCUGAGAAUGUACUGGAGCUCUCGACGAAGUAUCUUGAUCGCUACGGCAGUCCAGUCAGAGAGCAUCGAGCUGGUCAUAACUCGACUUCUUAGUGCAAUGUAUCUGGUCCUGAUACAUGAUCGACGAUUGACCGAGUGUUGGUCACAGCUAGGUGCAUCCUUGCGCACAGCACAAGCUAUUGGUUUACAUCGUGACGGAUCAAAGUUGGGUCUUGACCCUUUCCAAACUGAGUAUCGAAGGCGAUUAUGGAGUUACCUGUAUCAUGCAGAUAAACUGUACAGUCUCGUGCUGGGCCGCCCACCAAGUAUCUCAGAUAGCUACACUGACACUCAACCGCCUUCAAACAUCGAUUUGACGGAAUACAACCCUGCUCUUGGCCUUCCACUACCACGUCCUUAUACAGAACCUACACCGGCCCUUUUCCUGAUCUUGAGGAAACGAUUGGCAGGAAUCAUUGGCAAGAUUGUUCACCAUUUCCAGAAACUAAAUGAGCCUGCUCAGUAUUCCGACGUAGAAAUGCUACAACAGGAUCUGGACGCAUUCGUUGAUCAACUACCACCUCAUUUCAGGAUGCAUGAUCCCGAUAAGACUUUAGAUCAAGUGCAUUUCUGGCUACCUGUGCACAGAUUAAUGCUAUUGACAGAGGUCCUGGUCACCACUAUAAUAUUGCAUCGACCUUGGCUUCUCCGAAAAUUGUCGAGUGAUCGAUAUGCUGCUUCUCGAACAGCUUGUUUCGAAGCUGCCAAACUCGACUUCCAAAUCAGGCAAGAUUUCCAACGGGAUGUGCCCGAUUUCCGCUUCCACGCCAUAACCGGGCAAUUCAAGAUGUUCAACAGUGCCAUGAUUGCUGGUAUAAGCGCUAUCAUAGAUCCUAGAGGUCCAGAUGCAGACCAAAUGAGACGAAUUCUGACUACUUUCUUGGAACAAAACCCUUGGCACGAGGUGGCCAGCAAAGAUGCCACAACCAAAAAGGAGGUACAAAUCAUUCAAACUUUGUCUCGAAGAGCAGCGCAGAUAUUUGAGGACUCUUUCGGUCCCGGAGAACUGAACUCGCACGAUAAAGAUUCUGUCGCUCUCCUUCUAGCUCUGCGGCAGAGCAACGAUUCAUCCACUCAUGCGAAUGCUUAUCCUCGAGGCGUCCAACCAAGAGAUGAAGCCCCUACACCCGGUGGACCCAGUACCAUACAGUUCACCAAACCAAUGCCGCCACCACGCACUUGGGGGAACAUCGGUGGAGGCGGCGUCCAGUUCGCACCUAUACAUCAUGGUGGAAUCACUCAAAGUCCUGCUUCAACAGGAAGUCAUGAAGACGAUCAUUCGCAGAAACUGUUGGAUCAUUGGAUCAAUGCUAACACUUCUCUAGCAGUCGGGUCCGUCAACGGAGCAGCACCAGCCUUUGAUUCCAUCGGGGGAAUGGGAUACUUAUCUAUGCCAUCAAUGGCGACGCCAUCUGCUGGCUUAGGAGGAUUAAACAACAUGUCACUGGGUCCUGGGCCAGGUUUGGCCCCAACUCCAGGAUCAAUACCAGGAUAUGUCAAUCAAUUCAUGGAGGAGACUCCUACUUCUACCAGUGGGUUCGUUGGACCUCCAGGAGAAUUCGGUUAUCCGAAUCAAUUCGGUCUGAUGGGUGGUAUAGCAGAUGUAGCUAUGAAUCAUGUUGGCUUAACAGGUGGAUUACCGAUCGAGCCAGGAACAGAAAGUAGUGAUGAAUAUUGGAAUACCUUGAUUGACGGGAUUUUGGGGACGACUACGAAUUCCACACAACCUAGUGGGCCUUGA
Messenger RNA from Kwoniella shivajii, 2916 nucleotides. RefSeq lists its product as uncharacterized. Gene Ontology annotation, biological process: DNA-templated transcription; regulation of DNA-templated transcription. The coding region runs from base 1 to 2916 and encodes 971 amino acids. The record is from RefSeq and is a predicted model, not a curated record. Gene Ontology annotation, molecular function: zinc ion binding; DNA binding; DNA-binding transcription factor activity, RNA polymerase II-specific. Lineage: Eukaryota; Fungi; Basidiomycota; Tremellomycetes; Tremellales; Cryptococcaceae. The transcript is spliced from 20 exons.